Enterobius vermicularis (human pinworm) is the source of this 2406-nucleotide messenger RNA. NCBI's taxonomy places the organism in Eukaryota, Metazoa, Nematoda, Chromadorea, Rhabditida, Oxyuridae. The record is from the annotation of a GenBank genome assembly.
AUGAAGCCGCCGGCUAAACCACAACGUUUUAUUGCUCGAAUGACAUCAGCAGAAAAAACUUAUGUGAUGACAGCGAACAGUCAUGAUUUUCAAUCUCCUCUAACCAGUAGCUGUGAUCAAGAUUGUCGAUAUAAAUCAACAAUUUCAUUAUCAUCGACAAAGGAUGAGGAAUGUUCAACAAAUGAUUUGGAAGUUGCAACACUGACCGCAAUAUCCAAUUCAACAACACACGGCACUCAAACAGACGAUGAAUUCUUGCACAUACAAGAAGAAACUAAUAAUGAUGCUAGAAGGAAUUCUCAUCAUUUUGAGAGAAUUCGUGUUAGAGGAAUACAGAUUCCAUCAUCACCUACCUAUUAUUCAGUAUUUUCAAAUUCUGCUAGCUUAAAUACAUCGGCAAAUUCAGUAGCUGUUUCACAGAUUAGUGACUAUGACAGCCUGCCAACAAUAAGUCAAUUUCGAGACAGUUCACCAGGCAGCAGUCAUCUUCGGCGAAUUUCAUCGCUUCGUAGCUCACAACCAUAUUCGUCAAUUAAACAGGCAAAUUUGAAUCGGAAGGCGAGACAUAGCACAAUAGCACAAAUUGGUAAUUAUGCAUCUACAGAACCACUUUGGAAAAUGAUUUGUUCAGAAUGUGGCAAAAGAAGCGACAGUCAAAUGUCAAAUGUGACCCAGAGCACCAUGUACGAAUCAAAUCUUACAUUACAAGAACCAUCAUCUUCAAGACGACAGUCUUCCACAGCGUCAAUUUUUGUGAAACGGGAACCGCCGCUUGACACACCGUUGAUGUCACAGUCAUGGAAUGGUUGCUCCAAUAUUUCAAAUGGUUUUUUGGCCGAAACAUCGGAUCGGCGUUGUUGGCGUAACCGUGGAUCACCACCACCGUACUCACAGCUUCGUAUUGUACAAUGCGGAAAUCGUAUGACGUCGCAAGUAAUGGUUAACCAGUCGCCGCAGGUUGGUAGAAAAGCCUCCGGGCCACUGAAAACCGGUUCGGAAUUUAUCCGUCAAAGAUAUCCGCCAGUCGAACCGUCCACUUCUGGAACUUAUUCGGCAAAAUCUGUAGAUUCUUUGAGUAACAGUAGCGUUGAUUCGGGGCAAGGUUCUGGUGAACUAAGUUCGCAUGGGCAUUCAAGUAAGGAGGUUUUGGAUGGAUCUUACGAUGUUGUCAAUCAACGAAACCUGCCCAGUUAUGCUCGUAUGGCUAAUGCGAUGGAUCAGAUUUUAAGGAUGAGUACAUCGGUUUAUACCCUGCUUAAUUUGCCCAGAGAUCGGAUCACAUCUCGUGAUUUGAUCGCUAAAACCAAUAUUCUUGUUCAUAUUGUUGAGUCUUCGCCAAGUGCAUCUUUCCUUCCGACAGAAAAUCUGAAUAAAAUCAAGCAAAUGGUAAAAGAAUUACAAGCAGAAUAUAAGCGCAGUAACCGACCAAUAUUUAUUACCAAUUUUUUCGGUGCCACAUUGCGAAAACUUUUAAGGGAGAUUCUUUUACUAUUUACUAAGAUAAUUUCUCGGUAUUUAUUGGACUGUACAAAUAAAGAUCGUUUGCUUGUGAUUGCUUUAGAACAUCUGAUUCAUAUAAUGUUAUUUGGUGAAGAAAUGAGGCUAGAAGCUAUUCGGUGCAGUGGCCUAAAAGCAGUUUAUUCGUUUUGUCAGUUGAACACCACUCCACCAGACACUUUAAGGUUGCUUCUUCGAGCUUUAGCAGUAAUGUGUAAUGCCAAUAAAGGAUCCCAACAAGUUUUAAGUCUUGGAGGUUUGGAUCUGAUAACACAUAUUCUGUGUACCUCACCGGUUCCUUGUGGAGUAGAAGCUGCAGGUGUGCUGACGCAGCUGACAAACCCAAAUCGAGGCAUCGUUAAAUUAACACCAUCAAUUACCAGUAUUGCUGCUCGACUUUUAGAUGUCAUUGAUGUAUGUACCAGUGGUGAAGCACUUCUGUUAUGUGUAGCAGCUACGGCUAAUAUAUCUGUUCAAAGUAACGCUGUUGUCAAUGUUCUGUAUCAGCAUAACGCUGUCAAGCGGUUAAUUGCAGCACUGAAUCGUCCAAAAUGCAGUACAGUAUUUGUGCAGGAACAAGUCGCAACAGUCUUCUAUCGAAUGGCAGUGAGAGAUUAUGAGGAGGCAUUAAUUGCACAAGGAGCAAUUCCAGUACUUUUUUCGAUGUUAAGCAUUUGCGAUUCGGUAUUUACGGAAUAUUCUCGUCGGAUACAGUAUAAAGCAGCGGUAUGCCUCGGUACAAUGUCAUCGAAAGGGGUCGGAUUAAAGGCAAUUUAUAAAAAUAACGGGUAUGCAGUAAUUCUAAAGGUGCUACAAUCUGGAAGUGUUAGCAAUACGCCCGUUGAACGGAUAUGUUUGGCAAUUAAAGAUAAACUUGAAACAAAAUAUGAAAUCGAAAGUGCUGUUUAA